This is a messenger RNA of Phoenix dactylifera (date palm), 3111 nucleotides long. Its product is annotated as cyclic nucleotide-gated ion channel 1. Gene Ontology annotation, molecular function: monoatomic ion channel activity. Gene Ontology annotation, cellular component: membrane. Gene Ontology annotation, biological process: monoatomic ion transport; transmembrane transport. The record is from RefSeq and is a predicted model, not a curated record. Lineage: Eukaryota; Viridiplantae; Streptophyta; Magnoliopsida; Arecales; Arecaceae.
UCUGUCCGUUCUGCCAUCUAUCUCUCUGACGGCGAGUUCACGCCCCAAGAAGCUUCAGCGAAACUUCCAUCUUUCGCUUAACCAUUACGACGGAUCAAAAAAUCAUAGAUAAAAUACCUCCUUUUGGCGGAGAGGUGAGGGAAGUAGCAAAACCCUCCAUUUCGGCGAGCGAUCGCGAGAUUUCUUCCUCUUGGUCUCUCCAUCGAUCGGCGAGGGAUAGCAGUUUUGCUGGUUGUUCUUAUGGUAUGUGAACUGCUGGUGUCCGAAUAAAUUCUUUGUUUAUGGCAUGCCUAAAGAGGAUUUGUAGCAAGAUUUAAAGAAGUCCGUUCCAAAGUUGGGAUUUUGAGGUAUAAGGGAAGUGGAUUGAUACCUACAAAAAAGAAAAGAAAAGAAAAGGAACUCCAUUAUGUUCAGAGUUCACUUCGUCCUUAUGGUUCUCUAGUUUGUUCCUAAAUUGUCUCCGAGCUAUGGCCCAAGCCCCUCUCGCUAGCUCUAUUUACUGGCAAAAUAGCUGCUUCAGCACAUAGUCCAUGGACCCUGUUGGACAGUCAGACAACAUCCACAAUAUGGAACAUUGUCAUAUUUGAAGACCUACAGAUUGGUUCUUUGUAGCAGGCAGUGCAUUGCAAUAAGAAACUGAAGUAAUGAAUCAUCAGGAAGAGAAAUUUGUGAGGUUUCAGGACUGGAAUUCAGACCGACCCCUGUGUUCGGAGAGGAUAUUUUCAGGGAAAAAACAGAUAACAUUUGGUUCAGUAACAGCGAUUUUUCGGAGAGGAUUUGAAUGGAUUAGAAACAUUUUUCACUCUCAGUCUUUAAGUAAUUCAUCUACAGACGAGGUAAAGCCUAGAAAGAAAAUUCUUGAUCCUCAAGGACCAUUUCUUCAAAGGUGGAACAAAGUAUUUGUCAUAUCCUGUGUAAUUGCAGUGUCUGUUGACCCGUUGUUCUUUUAUAUCCCAGUAAUCAAUGAUACAGACAAUUGCCUUGAAUUGGAUAGAAAGUUGGAAAUCACAGCAAGUGUCUUGCGUUUCUUCACAGAUAUUUUCUAUAUACUUCACAUCAUUUUUCAAUUUCGAACUGGUUUUAUUGCUCCUCCAUCAAGGGUAUUUGGAAGGGGUGUCUUGGUGAAAGAUCCAUCAGCAAUAGCGAAACGAUACAUAUCAUCAUACUUCCUAAUUGACAUUCUUGCUGUGCUUCCCCUCCCUCAGGUGGUUGUCUUGAUCAUAAUACCCAAACUGAAAGGGUCAGCGCUCCUAGAUGCAAAAAAUGUUUUGAUGUUUAUUGUUAUAUGCCAGUAUGUGCCAAGACUUGUUAGGAUCAUACCUUUGUAUCUUGAAGUUACAAGAACUGCUGGCAUAAUUACUGAAACAGCAUGGGCUGGGGCUGCUUUUAACCUUUUACUUUAUAUGCUUGCGAGUCAUGUACUUGGAGCAUUGUGGUACUUACUUGCUAUUGAACGACAAGACACAUGCUGGAGAUAUGCCUGUAGCAAAAAUAAAUGCACUGCCACCUCUUUGUACUGUGGUGGAGAAAAUAAAGGAAAUAAUGAUUUCUUGUUGGCAGCUUGCCCUGUAAGUGUUGCAAAUGCAAGUGCCUUUGACUUUGGAAUAUAUAUAUUUGCUCUUCAAAAUGUUGUCCAGUCAAGGAACUUCUUAGAGAAGUUGUUUUAUUGCUUUUGGUGGGGGCUCCAAAACCUGAGUUCUCUGGGCCAAAAUCUGGAAACAAGUACUUACACCUGGGAGAUCCUGUUUGCAGUUUUUGUUUCCAUCUCUGGUUUAGUUCUGUUUGCACUUCUCAUCGGCAAUAUGCAGACAUAUCUACAGUCCACCACUGUGAGGAUAGAAGAAAUGAGAGUGAGAAGGAGAGAUACAGAGCAGUGGAUGUCUCACCGCUUGCUUCCAGAGACCCUGAGGGAGCGAAUACGCCGUCACGAACAGUACAGAUGGCAAGAAACAAGAGGGGUUGAUGAAGAGAAUCUUCUCCGGAACCUUCCUAAAGACCUUCGUAGGGAUAUAAAGCGUCAUCUCUGUUUGUCACUCCUCAUGAGGGUUCCAAUGUUUGAACAGAUGGAUGAUCAACUUAUGGAUGCUAUGUGUGACCGUUUGGAACCAGUUUUAUACACUGAAGACAGCUUCAUUGUUCGUGAAGGGGAUCCAGUGACUGAGAUGCUCUUUAUCAUGCGGGGAAAGCUAGAGAGUAUGACCACAAAUGGUGGAAGAACUGGUUUCUUUAAUUCAGAUAUUCUCAAGGCUGGGGACUUCUGUGGAGAAGAGCUGCUCACCUGGGCUCUGGACCCUCACUCAUCCUCUAGCUUCCCCAUCUCAACGAGGACAGUGAAGACAUUGUCUGAGGUUGAAGCUUUUGCUCUAAUGGCUGAUGACUUGAAGUUUGUUGCAUCGCAAUUCCGGAGGCUCCACAGCAAGCAACUCCAGCAUACUUUCAGGUUCUAUUCACAGCAGUGGAGGACGUGGGCUGCUUGUUUCAUACAAGCAGCUUGGCGCAGGUACUCAAGAAAGAAACUUGAGGAUGCUUUACAUGAAGAAGAGGAAAGGUUGCAGGCCGCAAUGGCAAGUAGUGGUACAAGUUCACCAAGCCUUGGUGCCACAUUAUAUGCUUCAAGAUUUGCGGCAAAUGUCCUACGGACUUUGCGGCGAAGUGGAACGCGCAAGGCUCGGUUGCAGGAAAGACUUCCAGUGAUGUUAUUGCAGAAGCCAGCAGAGCCUGAUUUUUCUGCCGAAGAGCAUUAAUGCGAAGUUUUGUGACUUGGUACCACAUUUUGCUAUAAUGCAUCUUGAAGGCAUUGAUCCCAUCACAAGUGCUUUGAUUGUAUGGUCCAGAAGUAAAUGUGAGAGGAUGCAACAAGUUGUACAUAACAAGUUGACGAGGAUUUGGUUUGUAUCAUUAAAUUUUCAAUGUCAUGACCCAUGACACCGUUGUUUAACCUGCGUUAGUCUGUUCAUACAUUUUAUGUUUUAACAUUGGUGGCGUACAAAUUGUUGUGCGACAAAGAUCCCAGAACAGGAAUAUAGAUUAUAGACUAAUGCUAUUUGUAAAUUAUGAGUUACAUGAGGAGAAUUAAUUGAUGGAUUAAAGUAUGCCUGCAUUCCAGAUUCA